AUGAUCAAUCCUAAUAUUCAGUCGACGUUGAAUGCUGGAAAUUCUUCCUUUCCUGCGUCAUCAUUUACCUUGCCAAUGAGCACUCCCUUCUCGAAAGAGAACCUACCUUCCUCUCCUUCAACAACCAUGGUUGAGGAUUUCAUCACUACUACUACUACUACUACCGAUCCACAACAACAAACAGACAAAAAAUCAUCCACACGCAAUAGACGAUCGUCAAAAAAGUCAACCUCCUCACCUCAUCCUGAAGAAGUCGAUGACAAGAAAAAAAAGAAGAAAUUGACGCUCACCAAAGAACAGGACAUGAUGCUCAUUGAAGCUGUUCGACAAUAUACAGAAAAUAAUAGUCCUAUUCAAUGGAAAGAAAUUAAUCGUAAAUUGUUUAACAAUCAAUAUACCUCUAACUUUUUAUAUCAACGAUAUCAUCGAACCCUUAAUGCUAAAAAGCACAGAUGGAGCGAUGAAGAAGACUUGGAAUUGCUUCAUUAUUGUAACAAACAUGACAAAAAGUGGUCACUCAUCGCACAAAAGGAAUAUGAAGGAUUUUUCCCUGAUAUUCAACUCUCAAAUCGAUACAAGAAUGUUUGUAAACGAAAUGAAUUAAAAGAGAGAUUGGCCUCAAUGACUGAAAAAGAAAUUGAAGAUUUAAUAGAAAGAAACAGGGAGGCCAGAACAAAGAGUUUGGACACUAGAAAUUUAGUUAAAGUUAUUGAAGACAAUACAGAGCUUUCUGGACACACGUCACCAAGUAUUGACACCUCAAAAACAAAGAGAAAGUCAAACUCUCCCUCUUCAUCGAGUAAAAAGACCAAAUAUCAUCAAAUAGACAGUAGCCCAAGGAUGGAGAGUGACGAAUCCACUGAAUUGGAAGUAGACGAAGGUGAUUCACAUGACUCGUUUGGAAAACAAGAAGAGAACAACCCUAAUUCUUUUCUUGUAGAGUUGGAAACGAUACGAUAUUGGCCACAAAAUAAGGUAGAAGAGGAAUAUUGGAAGAAAGUCGAGUUUAUUAAGAUCAAUCUCAUGCCUUUAUUGGUUGAUUUACUUCAUGACUGCGAAAAAAGCAUUGAAACUCUCAACGAAUCCAUGCUGGCCAUUUUACAAUCAACUCAAAACGCCUCACUAAAGUUAAAGCAGGUAGAAGAAAACAUGGAGUUGAAAAGUGGUUGGCAAAAAUUAUACGAAGACUGCCGUUUGUUGCACGACAUUAUCAAUCAAGGAGUCGAUACACAGUUGAAUCCUAUCACCGUCGAUUCUUUCACAUUUUUAUGCCGAGCUGAAUGCUGUCUCUCCUCGUAUCGAGAGAGAUUGAGACAAACACGUGAAAUGAAAUGA
Messenger RNA from Naegleria fowleri, 1335 nucleotides. RefSeq lists its product as uncharacterized. NCBI's taxonomy places the organism in Eukaryota, Heterolobosea, Eutetramitea, Acrasida, Naegleriidae. The transcript has a single exon. The coding region runs from base 1 to 1335 and encodes 444 amino acids. The record is from RefSeq and is a predicted model, not a curated record.